This is a messenger RNA of Fibroporia radiculosa, 969 nucleotides long. RefSeq lists its product as uncharacterized. The transcript is spliced from 4 exons. The coding region runs from base 1 to 969 and encodes 322 amino acids. Gene Ontology annotation, molecular function: RNA binding. NCBI's taxonomy places the organism in Eukaryota, Fungi, Basidiomycota, Agaricomycetes, Polyporales, Fibroporiaceae. The record is from RefSeq and is a predicted model, not a curated record.
AUGGCUUCAGCAUCGCAUCCAGCGUCUCCAAUCCCCUCGAGUUCAGUAUCAGUGGAGGUCUCCGCGGUGAUACCGCCUGCGAGCAGCCAUCUGUCAUACCCUACCUUUACCGCAUCUCCGGCAGCCUCUCCACCUCGUUCUGACCAGCCGAGGCCCAUACUCCAGGAACGACUAUAUGUGGGCAACUUACAUCCAACAGUCGACGAAUACACGCUCCUGCAGGUGUUCACCAAGUUCGGCAAGGUGUCCAAACUCGACUUUCUCUUCCACAAGAGCGGCCCCAUGAGAGGCAAGCCUCGCGGAUAUGCAUUUGUCGAGUUUUCCGACCCAGACGUGAGUUGGUUUCAUCCUCCAGCCCCAGCCGUCGCUCAUCCCGGGUUUCUUUGCAUGACGCCGACCACGAUGCGACCACCAAAUAUUGCUCCAUCCAGUGACCCGGGCAUGGAUGCGAAGAGAGCGCUCGUAACUGUGAACGACAAGCUGCUGCGCGGGCGGAAACUUGUUGUGACUCAUGCGCAUCAAGCGCCCCUCGACAGCGGCAGUGCAUACGGUUCCGGUGCGAGAUACAAACGGAGUGUGACUGAGGCGGGGAAACCGACAACUCUCAGUAUGCUCAAGAGCGCGUCUGCUGGCCGGUCCGACGCGACCGAAGCCAAGAUUGCAAAGAUGGAGGCAAAGCUCCGUCAAAUGGAACAGUCCUCCUCGGGGAUUCCGGCGACGAGAUUACAUCCGUCUCUUCCAGCUAAACCACCGCCGACGACUUUGCUUCCUUCCCACGAACGUCCGUCAUCCUCGUCUGCUUCGCGGCAGCCUCGAAAGAACCAACCACUGCCUUCUCUCCCGCUUCAGCAGAACACAAAGUCAAUAUCGUCGUCAGCGCUCUCACCCCCAAUCACACCAACUCCUCACAGUGGCGCAACCAAAAAAUCCAUCGCGGGUGUACGGAUAGUCAAAAAGAAGGAUAGGUGA